Macroventuria anomochaeta is the source of this 1771-nucleotide messenger RNA. RefSeq names its product cytochrome P450. The record is from RefSeq and is a predicted model, not a curated record. NCBI's taxonomy places the organism in Eukaryota, Fungi, Ascomycota, Dothideomycetes, Pleosporales, Didymellaceae. Bases 137 to 1705 code for a protein of 522 amino acids. The transcript has 4 exons. Gene Ontology annotation, molecular function: heme binding; oxidoreductase activity, acting on paired donors, with incorporation or reduction of molecular oxygen, reduced flavin or flavoprotein as one donor, and incorporation of one atom of oxygen; iron ion binding.
CUACGAUGGGGGCCGAAAUCUGUCGUCGCUCAGAGCCUCAUGGGUCUGACCUCGCCGCGGAGUAUCUCACGCCACCCGUCCAUGCCCCAUCUUCUACACUUCAUCUGAACGCCAGAGUGCGACAUCUGCUCCAGAAAUGCCAUCCAUAGAUCUCUGUGUAAUCAGCGCAAAGCUGCUGCUUUCUGGAACCGUGUGCUACUUCGUCGGGUCUUGGCUUUGGCAGUACAGGGCUGAUCGAUGGAACGAUGAGCAGUUUGCAGCACGGUCGGGUUGCAAGCCGGUUCGCAAAUGGGCAGCGCGCUGGCCGCAAGGCUUAGAUCUGCUUACCGCAGUCUUCCGUCAUGCGAAGGCAGGCACCAUCCUGCAGUUCUUUCUGGAGAUACUUGAGUUGUCAGGAACGACUCACGAGCAGCAACUAUUGGGCAGCCGUGGAGUCAAUACAAUUGAGCCGCAAAACAUCGAGGCGAUACUGUCCAGUCAGUUUGAAGACUUCAGCCUGGGUCUUCGUCCUCUCCAUUUUGCGCCCUUGCUGGGAAGUGGGAUCUUCACCCAGAACGGCGCAGCAUGGAAACACUCUCGUGCGCUAUUGAGGCCUCAGUUCACUUCGAACCGCUCUCAGAAUUUCGAAGAGAUCAAGAAAUGUGUCGAAAGCCUGCUACAGCAAGUGCCGACAGGUGCCGUUGUUGACCUUCAGCCACUCUUCUUUAAGCUGACCUUUGACACAACCACGUUUCUCCUCUUUGGUGAGACAAUGUCAUCAUUGGCGUCGAGUGAGAUCGCCGGCCAGGAGUCAGAAUUCGCAAAGGCUUUCAACAUUGGUCAGGAUUACCUAUCGCAUCGUGGUCGCCUCGGCCUCUUCUACUGGAUAGCCAACACACCUCAAUUCCGAAGAGCAUGCAAAACAUCGCAUGCCUUCGUCGACGCUGCUGUACAAAGAGCUCUAGAUGCAGCUGAGAAGAAUGGUGAGAAACCAGCGGAGUCCAGCAAACAGUAUGUCUUCAUCGAUGCCCUCGUUCGUGAAACUCGAGACAAGAAGGUCUUGCGAGAUCAAUGUCUGAAUGUGCUUUUGGCUGGAAGAGAUACAACGGCAUGCUGUCUGACUUGGACACUGCAUCUUCUUGCACGCCAUCAAAACGUUUUGGAUAAGCUUCGUGCAGAAGUACAGUCGGUUGUUGGCCUCGGUCAAGAUGCUCCACAGCCUACGCGUGAGCAGCUGAAGAAGAUGAAGUACCUCGAUCUAGUCCUCAAGGAAGUCUUGAGACUCUAUCCAUCGGUACCCGUCAAUUCACGUGCCGCUGUCAAAACGACUACGCUGCCUGUAGGUGGCGGAGCAGACGGCCAAUCCCCGAUCCUUAUUAAGAAGGGGGAGGCCGUUGGCUAUUGUGUCUACGCCAUGCAUAGGCGCAAAGACCUCUAUGGAGAAGAUGCUAUGCAGUUCAUUCCAGAGCGUUGGGAAGACGGCAGGCUGGCAAAGGAAAUUGGGUAUGGCUAUUUGCCGUUCAAUGGUGGGCCAAGAGUAUGCUUGGGUCAGGAUUUUGCCCUGUUGGAGGCAGGUUACACUGUCACCAGGAUCAUCCAGCGAUUCCCAUCUAUCAGCGUACCAGAGGGCGAUGAGAUAGUUGAGGUAGGCAAGGAGAAGCAGACUUUGACGCUCGUGGUCGCUCCUGGAGAAGGCUGUAGGGUGCAGUUGCGCUCAGGCUUAUGAGGUCAAACCUUCGAUAUUGUUCAGUACCAUAUGCUUCUCGUCCUAUGAUGAGGUAUAGCUUCAACG